This is a messenger RNA of Phanerochaete carnosa HHB-10118-sp, 540 nucleotides long. RefSeq lists its product as uncharacterized. NCBI's taxonomy places the organism in Eukaryota, Fungi, Basidiomycota, Agaricomycetes, Polyporales, Phanerochaetaceae. The annotation marks the transcript as partial. The transcript has 2 exons. The record is from RefSeq and is a predicted model, not a curated record.
CUGCAGGCAAUGCUGGCCGUCCAGGUGGACGCCAUGGCACGCACCAGAAACUCUCGCGCAAAGAAGCCAGGAAACAGGAGCGAGAACAAAAGAAAGUAAAGAAGACCCAGUACUAUAUAAAACAGCACGAUACCGGUGCUGCCCGCCCCCAACCUCAGGUAGAUGCACGCCAUCCGAGCACGAAGCGUCAAGCAGAGCGGGAGCAUGCUGAGUCUUCGAAGCGCAAGAAGGUCAAGUUCGUCGCCGAGGACGAACCCUCUGCGAGACUGUUUACGAGGGAGAAUUUUACCUCAAGCACCUCAGCGAAGGACGUAAGGCUGAGGCUCAAGAAAAACGGACCCACCGCACUUGAGAAGCUCGCCGCGCACACGGGCUCUUCUUCUUUCAGGUCUGACGGUGCCCCGCCUAUACGUCAGGCACGCUCGAAGCAAGAGGAGGAGGAGGAUGCAUAUAUCGCGUACCUCGAGAGCAAACUCGGCUGGAGUAAAGGGGGUUCGAGGACCAGCAAGUAUGGUAAAGGGUUAGAAGAUGAUGGUUUAG